GUGAGCUGUGAUUGGUCACAGCUUGUCACAUGGUACAAGGCUGUUGUGAAUAGCCUUGUACCAUGUGACCUCUGUUAUUGUUCUCAGAUUUCACACGUAGUAAGCAAUGAUGUCAGAAGUGACAUCAUUGCUUACUACUCUGCAUGUGAUCACUGAUUGGCCAAUCGGUGAUCAUAUGAUCGGGACCUCGCACAGAGGUCCCGACCGACGAUCAAGAUGUACUGAACAAUAGUAUUUCUGUACUCAAUGCCAAGUCCUUUUCUUACACUAUACAAUUUUCUGCUCAACUUCCUUUAGAUUUACCUUCAACUAUGUUUUGCAAGAGCCUGCCUAA
Staurois parvus is the source of this 334-nucleotide messenger RNA. The record is from the annotation of a GenBank genome assembly. Lineage: Eukaryota; Metazoa; Chordata; Amphibia; Anura; Ranidae.